GGCGAAUAUAUUGUUAUGGCUGCCUUUGGGAGGAAGGUGGAAAGUGCUUCACAAGGAUACGUCCAUAGACUGGUGUAGACACGGAGUACAGAAGAUGUCGGGCGUGGUAUUUGCUGUGACGUUGGCCUUGACGUGCGUGCGAACGGUCUUGGUGAUCGAUGCAGUGUCCUCUGUUUCCCAGGUGGCCCGAGUUGUGCGAGUGAUGUCGUCACCAAGGUCACAGAUGUCAUCGAGGGGCAUGACGAGCGCCUCGUCACGACAGCAAGCACCCGCUGCCGCCGGCUCUGCGAAAGUCAGAACCCUUCACAAGAGGCUUCUGAUGAUGCACUUCAUCGCCGUUGUGAACGCGAGUGCCGGAUGCUUCAAGCCGCUCGUUACCGUCGUCAUUGCAACCAGUCUUCCUGGCGUGGCAAGUGAAGAGGGAGCAGCACCGCCCGAGCGCAGUUGCAAGCUCAGGGCGGAUCUUAUCGCGGACAUGGCGCCUCCGAUCAACAUUUUCAUGACGCUCUGCCUGACUGAGGUAGCCUUACCUUUCGGGUUCUCCAGCUUUUUGAAGGCUGUCAAGGCUGGAAGGAACGAGGGAGCCCCCUCAUCACGGACGAUGACGGUCCCCGCAACGACGAAGCGGGUACCGUGUCUGCAAAGUAGCACCACGAAGAAGUCGGGAGGGUCUGUUGUUGUUCCCACCGAGGUGGCGUGAUAGCGACGUCCGGGAUUCCUGCAAGUUUGUUGUAACGGAAAGGCUAAGAAUCUGAUUUGUUGUGUGCAUCUCUCGUGUUUUAAACUGCAAAUCAGUAGGGGAUCCGGUUCACACCGAACGGGCGACAAAGCAAGCUUGAUUCCUGCGUGUGUCAAUACCUUGCACGGACGCAAUGCUGUGGGGUCGAGUCUAUUCACCAACGUGGCGUCGAAACGUGGUGCUCAGUGUGAUCAUUCUGCGAGGUUUUUGUGAUCUGGCUUUGGGAAAUGGCUCGGACUUCU
Ectocarpus sp. CCAP 1310/34 is the source of this 981-nucleotide messenger RNA. The record is from the annotation of a GenBank genome assembly. Lineage: Eukaryota; Phaeophyceae; Ectocarpales; Ectocarpaceae.